AUGGCAUGUAGAUCAGUACGCUCCCUCACCACAGGGAAGGAUCUAGACACCCACACCAGCCCUCUGGCCAAUGAGGGAGGGGCGAACGAGGGACUCAGCCGACUCACCCUGAGGGAUGAGAGAGCAGAGAGGAGGCGGAGGAACAGGAAGAGCUCCGAGAGGAGUACGGGAGGAAGAGGAGAGAGGAAGAGGAGGAGGAAGAGCUCCGAGAGGAGUACGGGAGGAAGAGGAGAGAGGAAGAGGAGGGGGAGGAGUCAGAAGGAAGAGGAAGAGGGGAAUCUGUCCUUAGAGAGUAGCACCACGCUGAUCGACACGUUACAGCCCCCACAAUGCAACAGUAGAGAGCCAAGUCCUGAUCCAGUUGCAGAGAGGUUUGUACAGCUGGGUUGUCUGGGAGGCGGAGGCUACGGGAUCGUCUACGCUGGUUACCGCAGAGAAGACAACCUACCUGUGGCUAUAAAACGUGUCCCCUUGGCCAAAGUGUUACGCAUACCGGUGAUUCAGGAUGGACAGCAGGUGGAGUUUCCCUUGGAGGUGGUCUUACUGCGGAUCGUGGGAGGUAGGGGUGAGGCUACUGGGGAGGGGAUGGGUGAGGUUGUCCCUCCUCCCCGUGCUGCGGUGGCCUUGCUGGACUGGUUUGAGCUGGAUCGGGAGUUGGUGCUGGUUCUGGAGAGACCAGUUCCCUGUAUGGACCUCUAUGACUACAUUCAGAUGAGAGGAGGAACUCUGCAGGAGGAACACGCCAGGGUCAUUCUGAGGCAGCUAGUUGAAGCGAUGAGAGAGGUCCAUUCCAGAGGUGUUCUCCAUCGUGACCUCAAACCGGAGAACGUUCUAGUAGAAACCGGUUCCACCUCGCCUCGGAUCAGGGUCCUAGACUUUGGCUGCGGCUGCAUUCUCAGAGACGGGCCUUACACAGAGUGUUACGGUACGUCCCAGUACACCCCUCCAGAGUGGUUUCUGAGCGAGUCGUACCGGGCCGGUCCCUCCACCGUGUGGCAGCUGGGGGUUGUGCUGUACGACAUGCUGUGUGGGGACCAGCCCUUCAACACACGACGAGAGAUCAUCUAUGAAGAGCCUUACAUCAGGGACCAACUGUCCAGACACUGUGUGGAUCUGUUGAGGAGGUGUCUGGCUAAGCGACCCCGAGGACGGCCCACUCUGGACGAGAUGUUACUCCACCCCUGGCUCCAGCCGGACACGCCCCCUGGCUCCAGCCGGACACGCCCCCUGGCCCCAGCCGGACACGCCCCCUGGCUCCAGUCGGACAUGCCCCCUGGCUCCAGCCGGACACGCCCCCUGGCUCCAGCCGGACACGCCCCCUGGUUCCAGCCGGACACGCCCCCUGGCUCCAGCCGGACACGCCCCCUGGCUCCAGUGAACCGGACACUCCUCCUGGACAGACCUGCAGCUGGUCACCUGAACCCGACAUAAACAUAGAUUUUUAAAACAUUUUUUUGAACCGUCUUUGAAAAUUGCCUCCUUCAACCUGAAAAUAUAAACUUUGAACAAAUAUCCUACUUUUAUCAUUCAUGAUUUGUUACUCUGUAGAGAAGACAACCUACCUGUGAGAAGAGUUCAAUAAACACACACACACACACACACACACACACACACACACACACACACACACACACACACACAUACACAUACACACACACACACCAUCAGACUGUUAAAUAGUCACCAGUAGCCAGCCGCCGCCCAGUACCCAACGCUGAUCUUUAUUAACAGCCGGCUCCCACCAAGGUACUCUAGGCAGCACCACCCGGUAUUCUACCCUGCACCACCCAGUACUCUAGCCUGCACCACCCGGUACUCUACCCUGCUCCACCCGGUACUCUACCCUGCACCACCCGGUACUAUACCCUGCACCACCCG
Oncorhynchus mykiss (rainbow trout) is the source of this 1878-nucleotide messenger RNA. Lineage: Eukaryota; Metazoa; Chordata; Actinopteri; Salmoniformes; Salmonidae. The record is from RefSeq and is a predicted model, not a curated record.